CUUCACAUACCGCCGCCAACGACGCGCCCGCCCCACUCCCGCCCGCCCUCAAGGUAAUCUCGCUCUCUCCCUCGACUCAAAAUGCCGGGCGUACGUGACAUCAGCGCGGAGGCCUUCAUCUCUGCAUACGCAUCCCACCUUAAGCGUUCGGGCAAGCUCGAGGUUCCCACCUGGGUCGACAUUGUCAAGACCGGCCCCUUCAAGGAGCUCGCCCCCUACGAUGCCGAUUGGUACUACGUCCGCGCAGCGGCCAUCGCAAGACACAUUUACCUCCGGAAAGACGUUGGCAUUGGCGCGCUCACGAAGCUCCACGGCGGCCGCAACAACCGCGGCAACCGCCCCUCGCACCACGCAGACUGCUCCGCAUCCGUGCAGCGCAAGAUCUGCCAGUCGCUCGAGAAGAUCGGUGUGCUCGAGCAGACCGACAACGGAGGCCGCCGCAUCAGCCAGGACGGCCAGCGUGAUCUCGACCGUAUCGCCACCGCGGUAGUCGAGGCGGCGCGCGAGGAGGAGGAGGACGAGGAGGAAGAAGAGGAGGAGGAGGAGGAAGAGGAGGAGUAGAUGCUUGGCCGUCCACCCACUGGCUAGGUGAUCGCGACGGUCUGCGGGCCCGGGCACGUCCUCCCCCCGUGUUGUACGAACUGUCUCUGCCCCCUCUACCCUUCGUCCGGACCCGCACGGCGACCGACACGAGCGACCACCCCGUAUGCUACAUGCCAUCCAAAAUCUUAGGCAGUACGCUGUAUCUCAUGCAUGCAGAUUUU
Messenger RNA from Trametes versicolor FP-101664 SS1, 764 nucleotides. Its product is annotated as 40S ribosomal protein S19. The transcript is spliced from 3 exons. Gene Ontology annotation, cellular component: cytosolic small ribosomal subunit; ribosome. Gene Ontology annotation, molecular function: structural constituent of ribosome; RNA binding. The record is from RefSeq and is a predicted model, not a curated record. Bases 82 to 561 code for a protein of 159 amino acids. Gene Ontology annotation, biological process: translation; ribosomal small subunit assembly. NCBI's taxonomy places the organism in Eukaryota, Fungi, Basidiomycota, Agaricomycetes, Polyporales, Polyporaceae.